This is a messenger RNA of Lotus japonicus, 966 nucleotides long. RefSeq lists its product as uncharacterized. Lineage: Eukaryota; Viridiplantae; Streptophyta; Magnoliopsida; Fabales; Fabaceae. The record is from RefSeq and is a predicted model, not a curated record. The transcript has 2 exons. The coding region runs from base 39 to 587 and encodes 182 amino acids.
UUAGUCAAAGUGGUUUUGAUUGGGAUGGAACUAAAUAUAUGAUUUCUGUUUCAAAUGAAGAUGCAUGGAAUGAGUAUGUCAAGUCACAUAAUGACGCUAAGAGGUUCCGAUUUAAGGUGAUUGCUAAUUGGGAUGACAUUGUAGACUUGUGUGCUAAAGAUAGAGUAACGGGAAUUGGAGCAGAGACAUCCUUGGAUGCAGAUGACAUCAUGAGCAAAGAAGCAAAUGAGGAUGGAGCUUAUAUUGUGGAUAUUGAUGCUGAUGAACAAAGCUCUACAACAAGGAAAAGCAAACAACCAAUGGAAUUCAAAAAGGGAAAAAGUGGAGAAAAGAAUGGGAUAAUUACUUCAAUGAAUAAAGUGGCUGAGUCAUUGAGUGAAUUUGUACAAGCAACUAGAAAAGGGGUGAAAAAUGUCCAAGAAGUGGUUCAUGAUGUGAUGGAUGAGCUAAAGAACAUUCCGGACCUUAAUGGCACUCAAUGGCUAAAAGCAGUGGAUUGGCUUUCAGAAAAUCCAAAUAAGUUGGAGAUUUUGAAAGCUCUUCCCAUUGAGAGAAAGAAAGAUUACAUCUUAGCUUUUAUGCACUGAUUCGUGAUUUGCUAUAGUUUAUGGACCCAUUUGUAGUGUUUCCAACUUUCCACUAUGCCACUGUUGAGACUUUCUUUUAUUUAAUUUUCAUUUGGAUUGAUGUUAGCACUUGUUACUGUUGAGACUUUUUUUUAUUUAAUUUUCAUUUGGAUUGAUGUUAGCACUUGUUACUGUUGAGACUUUCUUUUAUUUAAUUUUCAUUUGGAUUGAUGUUAGCACUUGUUAAAAACACAGUUUUAAAUUUAAAGUAAUAGGAAAUGUGAUAUCUCCAUGAAUGUAUUAGAAAUUUGUGAUCCAACUAAUUUCAGAUUUUUGAGUCAAUUCAGGGGGUUUGGGCCGAUUAUAAAAUUCUGGGUUAAUUUUAAGUUAAGUUUUUUUA